AUGCAUGUGUGUGUUUAUUUUACCAUUUUAGUUGAUUGGUGGCGUUCAUAUGGUGGUCGGGCAGUUGAGCUACAAAGGUUUGCAAAGCGUACUGUUAGUCUUUGUGCUUCAUCAUCCGGCUGUGAGAGGAAUUGGAGCGCAUUUGAACAUAUCCAUACCAAGAAAAGGAACCGGUUACAACACCGACUCUUGAAUGACAAUGUUUUUGUUUCAUACAACCGGAAGAACUUGGAUAGGUUUCAAAAGAGGCGUGAGAAGAUGGGUGGCAAUAGCUAUGACCCUCUAGUCAUUGAGGAUUUUGAUUGGGGCAAUGAGUGGGUUGACCCAACAAUACCUCCACCCCAAGGUGCUCGAGGGUGUCCCGAUGACAUUUCAUGGGAGCUUGUUGAUGAGGCUGUUGGUGCAAGUUCGUCGCUGCAAGGUCGCAACUUUCCUAGAGCUAGCACCAUGGCAAGGGGGGCCUCAAAUGUUAAUGUCCAGUACCAAAGGCAGCGCAAAAGGGCUGCUCCGUCACCAACAUUUCUUCAUGAAGAUGACGAAGAGGAUGACCAAGAACAACAACCAAGUAUCCCCAAUGGAGAGGAUGAUGAUUCAGACUUUCUUCAAGAUGAUGUUGAUGUGACCGAUGAUGAUGAAGAUCCAACUAGUGCUGACCAAGAUGGCAAAGACAACACAAAUACUACCAUCGAUGAGUUCGAUGAUGGCUAUUGA
Molecule: messenger RNA, 711 nt
Organism: Triticum turgidum subsp. durum (durum wheat)
Lineage: Eukaryota; Viridiplantae; Streptophyta; Magnoliopsida; Poales; Poaceae
Source: the annotation of a GenBank genome assembly